Messenger RNA from Telopea speciosissima, 847 nucleotides. Its product is annotated as ran-binding protein 1 homolog a-like. NCBI's taxonomy places the organism in Eukaryota, Viridiplantae, Streptophyta, Magnoliopsida, Proteales, Proteaceae. The coding region runs from base 59 to 730 and encodes 223 amino acids. Gene Ontology annotation, biological process: nucleocytoplasmic transport. The transcript has 4 exons. Gene Ontology annotation, molecular function: GTPase activator activity. Gene Ontology annotation, cellular component: cytoplasm; nuclear pore. The record is from RefSeq and is a predicted model, not a curated record.
UUCUCUCCUCCUAGUUUCUAUCACCCCAUCGCUCCGUCUUUUAGUGUUUGCGAUAACAAUGGCGAGUACAGAUCCUGAGCGGAGAGAAGAGGAGGAGAACGUUGCAGUAGAUGACGAAGAUACCGGAGCUCAGGUCGCCCCAAUUGUUAAGCUUGAAGAGGUCGCCGUCACUACCGGCGAAGAAGAAGAAGAUGCUAUCCUUGACCUGAAAGCAAAACUUUACCGAUUUGAUAAGGAAGGGAACCAAUGGAAGGAGAGAGGUGUUGGGACUGUGAAGUUUUUGAAACACAAAGAGUCGGGGAAAGUUCGGUUGGUUAUGCGACAAUCGAAGACUCUGAAGAUCUGUGCUAAUCAUCUUAUUCUGCCGACGAUGUCAGUUCAGGAACACGCGGGGAACGACAAGACCUGCGUAUGGCAUGCCACCGAUUUUUCGAAUGAGGAAUUGAAGGAUGAGCUCUUAUGCAUUCGAUUUGCAUCAGUUGAGAAUUGCAAAACUUUUAUGGAAAUGUUUCAAGAAAUUGCAGAAUCCCAAGGGAAGAAAGAGGAGAACAAAGAUGCUGCUACUGCUGCUGGACUUCUUGAGAAGUUGAGUGUUGGUGAUGCCAAAACUGAGGAUAAAGCUGAGAAAACUGGGGAAGAGGUUCCUCUCACAGUCAAGGAGGAGAAGGAAACUGAUAGUGAGGCAAAAGCAGCAGCAGAAAAGAAUGAGGAAUCACCUUCUUCAGCUUAGGCCAGAGGAGGGAAGUAGGUAUACUUGUCUAGCCAUAGUCUGGACUAUUGUUCGCAGAGGUUAGUAGUUAGUACUCUUUCUGGUGGUUUGCAAAUUUAUAUUUAUGUGGCUAAGUUU